GAAACGAUGAUCAUCAACCAAACAGGAAGCACUGAUGCGGGUCGUUAGUUCUGUCAACUUCUUAACGCCGACAGAAGUAGCCCAAUUGGCUGCUUCGACAGGCUUGAGUCAAUCUUCAACAUUCACCAAAAGGCAAACCCAAAUACUCGGAUUUCUACAAGCCUUAGGAUCUCGAAUCGGAUUUCCUCAAAGGACCAUAGCCACAGCUCAAUUGUUGUUUCUUCGAUUUCAUCUCUUUUUCAGUCCAGGAGAGUUUUUACCUCAUGAAGUUGCAAUCGCAUGCACAGUCGUUGCUUCCAAAAUUCAAGAUACACCUAAAAAGCCAAAGGAGGUCGUACUCAGCAGUUGGGCUUUACGAUUUCCAGAGAUGGUACGUAGUACACCCAAUGUGAAAGCUACAGCAACAAAUAAGAGCGUGACAGAUACAAGUAGCUCUGUCCCUCAAGCCCAAUUAGGUCUUGGCAUCAUCUCAGAAAGUGACGUAGAUGCGGCCGCAGUGGAAAAGGAGAGAAAGAGAGCUGUUUCGAUUGAAUCAUUGAUACUUCAAAGUAUCACAUUUGACUUCAACGUCCACGUCAGUGAGAGCUUUCGACUAUCUCUCAAGAUUUGUCGAUUUUGGAACCUCGAUAAAGACUUUGCGAAGCUAGCAUGGCAGAUCACAGCAGAUUGUCAUCGAACAUAUGCGCCUAUAAGUUAUCCUCCUUCAACAAUCGCAUUAGGAUCAAUUUACUGUGCGGCUCUUCUGAGACAGCGUGCAUACAAGGGGGAUAACGAUAUGGCUUCUGAUACUCUUGCCAAGUUCAAGUCACAAUCCAUCAUCAGUCUUACCCGAGAAUUCUCCACUACUAUCGAUUGUGUGGAAGAGGUGGUUCAUGCUUUGUUGGAUCUCUACUCACUCGCAGCACCUACCUUGAACAGCGGCAUCCUUUCGUCAUCCGCUACACCACUCUCACCCGCAACGCCAGCCUCACCUGCCGAACCUGCAAUUGCAGAACACAACAACAACGAAACCAAUAAUCGCAAAUUACCAAGUCACAUCUCUUCCCCGCCUCCGUUUGGUAUUUUGUUUUGGCUUUCUUAUAUUUUGGGAGGGAUUGCUCCUGUUGUCCCAUCAGAGAUCAUUGCUGAUUUAACGCAAAUCAAGAUUGAUUUACGACAAAAUGAAGAUCAACGAAAACGAAAUGCAACAGAGCAAGACACAAACCCACGCCUGGCAGAAGCUUCCCUUCUUGUACGUGCAUUCGACAAGGGAGGCGUAUUGGGUGACAUAGAACAAGGCAAUCCAGAUUCUAUUGAUGUAUUAACAGCCUCUUGGCAAGCACGCGAUCAGGAUAAACAGUAUGCAUCCUUACAAAGAUUUUUAUUCUAGGUAUGUAUUUGUAUCAUCACAAUUUGUACUUUUACUGCAUCAAAUCGUAUUUUUUUCGCUUUAUAU
Meira miltonrushii is the source of this 1435-nucleotide messenger RNA. RefSeq lists its product as uncharacterized. The transcript has a single exon. Gene Ontology annotation, molecular function: cyclin-dependent protein serine/threonine kinase activator activity. The record is from RefSeq and is a predicted model, not a curated record. Gene Ontology annotation, cellular component: cyclin/CDK positive transcription elongation factor complex; nucleus. Lineage: Eukaryota; Fungi; Basidiomycota; Exobasidiomycetes; Exobasidiales; Brachybasidiaceae. The coding region runs from base 35 to 1369 and encodes 444 amino acids. Gene Ontology annotation, biological process: regulation of transcription by RNA polymerase II; positive regulation of DNA-templated transcription, elongation.